Messenger RNA from Durusdinium trenchii, 1992 nucleotides. The record is from the annotation of a GenBank genome assembly. NCBI's taxonomy places the organism in Eukaryota, Dinophyceae, Suessiales, Symbiodiniaceae.
AUGAUCACCGUUGAGGAGUCCAACUUGCGCUACGCUGGCGCUGCUCUCAUCCUGCUCAUUGGCAUCUACAAGUAUGUGGGCAUGAUGUCUGCUGGGGUCUUCAACUACACCUCCAUCGCCGCCGACGCUGCGGCUGCUUGGGCGGUCUUCGAGAAGAGGCUGCAGGCGCUGCAGCUGGGUGGCCCUUCCGCGCUGGUGGGCGCUUUGGUUGCCACGGUGGCGGCUGCAGUGAACGGAGAGCUGGCAGCCGUGGCGGGGACCAAGUUCCGACACUUCAAGGUUGCGGAGCCAUUGGCCUCAUCUCAGUCGUUAUCGCUCAGGCCCUUCUUUCGAGGUUGUGCUGUGGGCUUUUACAAGCUGCUUGAAGCAUGGCUGCCCAACCGCUCGCCAGUGCAAGAGGAGAAAGAAGGAAAGAACCAGUAUUCCGUCGAUCCCAGGUUUCCUCAAGUUUGCAAGAUCGCAUCCUUACUGGAGCCCGAGCUCUAUAUGGCUCAGGCCGACUUCGACACUGGAGACCUGGUGGUCUUAGGCGAGGUGCCUGGCUCGGCCUCCGGCGCGGCCGCGGUGGUGUGUGAGAUGACGCCCUUGGACUGCCGCGUGGCGGUGCUCGACCCCUCGCGGAGCUCCAAGGUGGCAGAGACGCCCAGCUGCACGGGCCGCGGGGCUGACGCGGCUGAAGUGGCCGGGGGGACCUACGUCAAGUCCUCGGACCUGCGUUUGAUCCACCGCGACUGGCGUAUCGGCCGGCGCCACAUCAUUGGCGGUUUGCAGUCCUCACGGAUGAAGCACCUGAAUGGGCUCAGUGCCAGCGUGAGGGAACACCGAAGAUAUGGGCACCCCUGCUUCGUUCCCAAGCCGGAGUCCGACGAUCAGAAGUUACGCCUUUGCGUCCGCUGGGAGCACGAGGGCGCCAGUGGCGCAUUGCUGCUAGAGCCUCGCUUCCUCACCCCCUGUGUCGAGAGGCCCGAGGAGGAGGAGGACAAGACCUUGCUGACAGCGAAAAGACGCCUUCACCUCCAGGCAGCUGCGACCGCAGCACCUUCAAAACUUCCAGAAGCUCUUGAAGCACUUAAGACGCAGCCGCAGACACAGCCGCAGCCGCAGCCAUUGCAAGCCACCAGCGUCGCACCCAUCGAGGGCGCGAUCGAUGAAGUGGAGCCGAGGAUUUGUCACGUCUCCAAUGUGGAAAGCUUAACUCCUAUGCCUCCGAACUGCUCUGGCACCUUCCUUGGCGCACUCUCCUGGCUCGUGGGCGCGCAUACGCGGCAUGUGGAGGAAGAGUUCCCCACGGUAAUUCGUUUGUCUUCGGUGCUGGCAGCUGAUCCACAGCCUCGAGAGCAGUUGCCCGGAACCAUUCAGGAAGGGCUCACGGGACGGAGUCCCAUGAGGUUAUCAUGGCUGCUGCCGAUCUCAGAGACGCCGGAGCUGGGAGAUGAUCCUGACCUCAUCUUUGAGCCCACUGAGCGGUUGCAUGGAAUCAGCGAGACCUUGGAACAAGGCGACCUGGUUCUGCUCGACCGUGGGCUCCAGCCCUCAAGGUUUGCCUCCUGUCCAGCAGUGGUGAAAGGUCUGAAUAGCUCGGGCUGUAGCGUGGCCGUGCUCGACGAGUCGCGGAGCAUCUUCAUCGGUGAGUUGCAUGUGGCCCUCUCUGACGUGGUGCUGGUGCAUUCGGAUUGGCGUUUGGGGACACGUGUAGUUCUUGGUGGUCUUCAGAGCAGUCACAUGGUGCAUUUAAAUGGUUUGUCUGCAGUCAUUUGCCCGCACAAGCGUCACGGCCAUCCAUGCUUCGUUCACAAGCCCAGCUCUCCGAACACGGGCGAGUGGCUGACCUUGUGUAUUCGCUUUGACGAGCCGAAGAAAUCGUCCAUGCACGCCGUUCUACUGGAGCCUCGAUUCCUGGUGGCGGACGGCCGGGCACGUCCACAAGCACAUCCCGGAACACCUCGCUUGGAAGGGUGUACCCCGUGGGGGCCUCAGAGGGACGGCUUGUGA